GCCACCGUACCGACUCACACUGGAGCAGGAACACGGGCAGUCAUAACGCGAUUAUGUCUGGAUUUUCGCAGUGUUUGUCCAACACACGGAGUUGUAUUUUCCAUCGUGGGCUAUACAGGUUGAUUUAUUAGUGGACGCUGUUAUGUUAUUCUAUGGGUAGCUGGUAACAUAGCAGGCCUGUUUAUUGCGCUGCCAACCCUUGUUCCUUUCCUGUCAAUGAUUGUCCUCCCCUCACUCUCAUGGCGGAGACUAAAAUAAUAUAUCACAUAGACGAGGAGGAGACUCCUUAUCUGGUCAAGCUGUCCGUUUCUCCAGAGAAAGUCACCUUAGCGGAUUUUAAAAAUGUCCUCAACAAUCGACCGGUCAACAGCUACAAAUUCUUCUUCAAAUCGAUGGACCAGGAUUUCGGGGUUGUCAAAGAAGAGAUUUCCGAUGACAACGCCAAGCUGCCCUGCUUCAACGGGAGAGUAGUGUCCUGGUUGGUCCUAGCAGAGAGUGCUCACUCUGAUGGAGGAUCUCAGUGCACAGAAAGCCACCCGGAGCUGCCCCCUCCUCUCGAGAGAACAGGGGGUAUUGGAGACUCACGGCCCCCAUCCUUCCAUGCCAACGCAGUGAGCAGUCGUGAUGGCCUGGACACCGAGACGGGUACAGAGUCCCUCCUGAGCCACCGCAGAGAGCGAGAGAGAGAGCGCGCACGGAGGAGAGCUCGAGAAACAGAGCUCCCUCGCAUCAACGGCCACUCUAAAUCAGAGCGCACUGCAAGGGACUCGGCCAUGGGUUACGACAGCGCCUCAGUAAUGAGCAGCGAGCUGGAGUCCAGCUCGUUUGUUGACAGUGAGGAAGAUGAAGAUGCUAGCAGGCUCAGUAGCUCCACAGAACAAAGUUCUUCUUCACAGCUGAUGCGCAGACACAAGCGCCGCCGACGGAGGCACAAAGUGGCUAAAAUAGAUCGGUCUUCAUCCUUCAGCAGUAUCACAGACUCCACCAUGAGCCUCAACAUCAUCACCGUUACACUUAAUAUGGAGAAGUACAACUUUUUGGGUAUCAGUAUUGUUGGUCAGAGUAAUGACCGGGGAGACGGCGGCAUCUACAUCGGCUCUAUCAUGAAGGGAGGAGCUGUGGCUGCUGAUGGCAGAAUAGAACCUGGAGACAUGCUCCUCCAGGUGAAUGACGUAAACUUUGAGAACAUGAGCAAUGACGAUGCUGUCAGGAUCCUAAGAGAGAUUGUUUCCAAAACUGGUCCUAUUAGUCUUACUGUUGCCAAAUGUUGGGACCCGUCCCCACGAAGCUACUUCACUAUUCCUCGUGCUGAGCCGGUGAGACCCAUCGACCCGGCAGCCUGGAUUUCACACACUACCGCCCUUACAGGACCUUACCCACACUAUGAGUUUGAUGACUUGCCUCUAUCUACAAGUAAAACGGACAUGGCAACCAUUGUCAAGGUGAUGCAGUUGCCUGACUCUGGUCUAGAAAUACGUGACAGGAUGUGGUUGAAGAUCACCAUCGCCAAUGCUGUCAUUGGUGCUGACGUGGUGGACUGGCUUUACUCCAGAGUAGAUGGAUUCAAGGACCGGCGGGAUGCAAGGAAGUACGCAAGCAGUAUGCUGAAACAUGGCUACCUGAGACACACUGUUAAUAAGAUAACCUUCUCUGAACAGUGCUACUACACCUUCGGGGACCUCUGCCAAAACAUGGCAUCGCUCAAUUUAAAUGAGGGAUCCAGCGGCGGAGGCUCUGAGCAGGACACUCUGGCACCGCUUCCUCCCACCAGCAACCCCUGGCCCCUGGGCGGCCAGCCAUUCCCCUACCCUCCCUUUCCCUCUGCACCCCCCAGCUUCCCGCCAGGAUACUCAGACCCUUGCCACAGUUUCCACAGUGGGAGUGCGGGCAGCCAGCACAGCGAGGGAAGCCGAAGCAGUGGAUCAAACCCCAGCGCAGGCAAAGGCAGACGCUCCUCCCCACAGGAGAAGGGUCACAGGUCAACAUGCAGCGAAUCAGAGCCUGGCGUCCGUGGAGGGAGGCGCGGUGAUAGGUCCGCCAGCCAAAUGAGCCAUCACAGCCAUGCCGUCUCCAGUCACAGUCACGCACGAUCAAGUCUAAGUCACAGUCAGUCACACAGGAGCCACUCCGUCUCACAGAACAGCCAUCCCUCCUUCACCUACAGCCACGCACCCUUUACCCAGCCAGGGCCAGGCUCCUGUGCCCACAGCGAGCGAAGUCAUGCCUCCUCCUACGGUCCCCCAGGCUUGCCUCCCCCAUAUUGUCUGGCCCGCCUGGCCCCUAAGACCUCAGUCAGCAGCACGCCACCUGGAGCCCCUCCUGGGAGAGAGUUAGCAGCCAUUCCUCCUGAGCUGACCGCAAGCCGCCAGUCCUUCCAGCAUGCUAUGGGCAAUCCCUGUGAGUUCUUUGUUGACAUCAUGUGACAGGACAGUGCCUUUAAAACUCAUAGAGCACAAAACAAUUCUCCCCGAACCCACUCGGUCCCUUCUCUCUUUCCUCUCAAUCUUUUGCCCCUGACCACCUCUAAAUUCAGAAUGUAAACACUGACUGGUCCACUACCUACCCCACUACUAUAUGUCUAUCCCUCUGAUGUCUAAGCAAAGGAAUAUGGGCAGCAAGAGCACAACAGGAGGGAGUCAUCACUCCACACAAGCACUGGUCCACUGUGGCUGAAAACCCUCUUUUGUAUUGACGUGACGUGUACAGUUUGUGAAACGUGAGUGGUAUUCAAUGUGGUGAUUCUUUAAAGCUGCCACGCAGACAUUCACGGGAAUGUGUAACUAGGAUAUUUUCUGUUCUGCAAGACCUUUAAUCUGGCUGGGCCUGGAUCUCAAUCCCCCAGACCCAGACCAACAUUACAUCUCGCAAUUAAGAACAUUUCUCUUGGCCUAUAACAUGGACUGGAUAUCCUGACUCAUGUCUGUGCAUACUGAUAAAACUCAGCCCGUUACACCAAACGUCUGGCCCUGUUUCCUUCAUGCUGUGGCAUUGCCACUGGCUUAUUUAGCUUACCUGCCAACUAGUAAAACGCUAACCUUAAACAGUUCACAAUUGGCGGAUUUCUUCAUCUUCAUAAGGGAGGCCCUGUAGCCAGCCAUUAGUUUAACUAGGCUGCAUAUUGCAUGACUGUCUCAACUGCUUUAAAGAAAAGAAAUUUUAUUAAUAAAUAUUGUUUAAAGUAUUACCAUUAUUGGGGGGAGGGGUCGCCUCUUGCCAAUGUUUUAAAGGAAGAAUCCAUACACUGGAUGAUUUUUGUGAUGUUAUUUAUGUGAUCAUGUUGCAUUGAUGGUGUCAUACUUUGUCUACCACAGCUGACUGACUGACAAUCAGACAUCACCCUUUGUGACUCAGUGGCCAGUUUCCACUGUCUUAGCUGUGCUUUGUCGAAUGUAUCAUUAUUCCUGUCAGUGAUUGAACCCUGACAUCCAUAACACUUUGGUUUAAACCCAUUUAAGCAAGCAAACCAUUUUGCAAACCAGAUUGCAAACAGUGGACACCCACCACAGCUGUGAAAGCAAACUCAAAGGGUUGACAUUAGUUAAACCCGCUUUGUCUCCUUCGUAGCGAGUGUGAGCUUCGAUAAAAGUCUGUGCGAUAAAAGCCAAAGCCUCACACUGUGUGGUGGACAUUUCUUUAUAAUGUGGGAGCUGUUUAUGAUGUAGGUCUUUUCAUGAUUAUCAUCAGACACUUCUCAUUUUUUGACUACAAAGUGACUUCAAGGGGAAUCCUAAUCUUCAGAUUCUGAUGCCCUUGCAAAACAAUGGCAAACCCCUGUUGUAUCUACCUAAAAUAUAGCUACAGGAGGGAAAUAACACACACACACACACACACACACACACACACACACACACACUAGUUUUAUGAGCACUUUUCCAUUUUGUCUCUCCCUCCCUUUAGUAUGAAACACUGUUUGCAAUCAAAGCUCUCUUUAAUUUUGUUUCUUUACAAAAGAAGA
Scomber scombrus (Atlantic mackerel) is the source of this 3955-nucleotide messenger RNA. Its product is annotated as segment polarity protein dishevelled homolog DVL-1-like. The record is from RefSeq and is a predicted model, not a curated record. The transcript is spliced from 15 exons. Gene Ontology annotation, molecular function: frizzled binding. Gene Ontology annotation, cellular component: cytosol. NCBI's taxonomy places the organism in Eukaryota, Metazoa, Chordata, Actinopteri, Scombriformes, Scombridae. Gene Ontology annotation, biological process: intracellular signal transduction; canonical Wnt signaling pathway. Bases 240 to 2423 code for a protein of 727 amino acids.